Messenger RNA from Daphnia magna, 1140 nucleotides. RefSeq lists its product as uncharacterized. Gene Ontology annotation, molecular function: nucleic acid binding. NCBI's taxonomy places the organism in Eukaryota, Metazoa, Arthropoda, Branchiopoda, Diplostraca, Daphniidae. The record is from RefSeq and is a predicted model, not a curated record. Bases 1 to 1140 code for a protein of 379 amino acids. The transcript is spliced from 2 exons. Gene Ontology annotation, biological process: DNA integration.
AUGAUGCUGGUGGAACGGUGCGACAUCUGCCAGGAACGAUUGGCUAGCCAAGCUCAAGAACCAUUAUUGGCGGACCCAUUGCCGUCAUACGUGUUCGAAGAUGUAUCGGCAGACUUAUUCCAACACGGAUCGCUACACGUGUUGGUUUACGCCGAUCGAUUGUCAGGAUGGCCGGUGGUGCAUCAGUGGCGCCAUGACCCUACGGCCCGGGAGGUGGUGCAGGCCGUCAUCAACAAUUUUGUGGAGUUAGGCGUGCCGAUGCGACUUCGGUCGGAUAACGGCCCGCAAUUUGAAGCAGGCGUUUUUCAAGCGGCCCUAAAGCGCUGGGGUGUGUCAUGGGGCAAUUCCACUCCUCAUUACCCCCAAAGCAACGGGCACGCGGAAGCAGCUGUAAAAACGGUGAAAGAGCUGGUACUGAAGCUAGCCCCGUCGGGGGAUUUAUCGUCGGAAGUGUUCCUUGCUGGCCUGCUGGAAUUUCGAAACACCCCGCAUGCAACCAGAUUAUCACCGGCUCAAAUAGUAUUUGACCAUCAGCUCCGAUCUAUGGUGCCCGCCCAUCGAUCCUCCUAUUCCAAUCAAUGGAAAGACGUCAUGGAUGCGCGAGAGCGUCAGGCGGAAGCAGAUGCAAACACAAAAUUCCGAUACGACCUACGAUCACGCCCACUGCCAUCGUUACCGGUCGGUGCACCAGUACGCGUCCAAGAUCCGAAAACGAAAUUAUGGAGCCAUAGCGGAGUGAUCGUCGCGGUCGGACAAUACCGGUCCUAUCGGAUCAAGUUUGCCAGCGGCAGUGUACUCUGGCGUAAAAGGCGGUUCAUCCGCAUGAUGGUUCCGGCAGCGACCGAGAGCGGGAGCAGCGAAGAAUCCACGUCACCAACAGCAGAAGCACACGAUACGAAGGCAGAUGCGGAGAUGCCAGGGAAAGAGCAACCCCAGUUGGACCCCCCUCCAGUAGUUCUACGCCGAAGCACCCGUACGCGAAAACCGCGCCCGGAGGAUGUGACCGUGUUGAUUGGAAUCGACGUCGAAGAGGUCCAUGAUCUUGUAGCUGCCGUCAAGUCACCGGCUGGAACAGCUGGGCCUAUCGCCUUCCAGACACCGUUUGGUUGGGGUUUUGGAGGUCAAACGGUUAUGCCUUAA